This is a messenger RNA of Vicugna pacos (alpaca), 1306 nucleotides long. NCBI's taxonomy places the organism in Eukaryota, Metazoa, Chordata, Mammalia, Artiodactyla, Camelidae. The record is from RefSeq and is a predicted model, not a curated record.
GAGCGGCAGAGCCGGAAGGAAGGCCCAGAGCGUAGGCGCGCAGCAAGAUGGCGGCGACCAAGAGGAAACGGCGUGGAGGCCCAGCGGGUCAGGCAAAAAAGCUAAAAAGAACCGAAAAAGAUGCCAAGCCGCCUGCUAAGGCCAGCGACGUAGCAGAGAAGGCGGAAGGGGAAGAGAGAGAUCGUAUCCCAGGCCCGGUUUGCAAGGGCAAGUGGAAAAAUAAGGAACGGAUUCUUAUCUUUUCUUCCAGAGGAAUAAAUUUCAGAACAAGACAUUUAAUGCAAGACUUGAGAAUGUUGAUGCCUCAUUCUAAAGCAGAUACUAAAAUGGAUCGUAAAGAUAAGUUAUUUGUGAUUAAUGAGGUUUGUGAAAUGAAAAACUGCAAUAAAUGUAUCUAUUUUGAAGCUAAGAAAAAACAAGAUCUCUAUAUGUGGCUUUCAAAUUCACCUCAUGGACCAUCUGCUAAAUUCCUUGUUCAAAAUAUUCAUACUCUAGCUGAGCUGAAGAUGACUGGAAACUGUUUGAAAGGUUCUCGGCCCCUCUUGUCUUUUGACCCUGCUUUUGAUGAAUUACCACAUUAUGCUUUGUUAAAAGAACUCUUAAUUCAGAUCUUCAGUACACCACGCUAUCACCCCAAAAGCCAACCAUUUGUGGACCAUGUGUUUACUUUCAGCAUUUUGGAUAACAGGAUAUGGUUUCGGAACUUUCAGAUCAUAGAAGAAGAUGCUGCUCUGGUAGAAAUAGGACCUCGUUUUGUCUUAAAUCUCAUAAAGAUUUUCCAGGGAAGUUUUGGAGGACCAACUUUGUAUGAAAAUCCUCACUACCAGUCACCAAACAUGCAUCGGCGUAUCAUAAGAUCCAUCACAGCUGCAAAAUACAAAGAGAAACAGCAAGUGAAAGACGUGCAGAAACUGAGAAAGAAGGAACCAAAGACUAUUCUUCCCCAUCGAUCCCACUGCAGAUGUUUUUGUUACACCAGCUGAGGAAAAGCCGAUAGAAAUACAGUGGGUAAAACCAGAGCCAAAAGUCGUUUAGAAAGACAAAGAAAGAAAAGGAUUUACAAAAGGCAAAGAAAAAUGAAACAGAAGGUGAACAGUGGGAAUGCAAAGUGAAUCAAUGGAUAACUAAUUUGUUUUCAGUUGUUUUUAUAUUUAUUUUCUAUUCAGUGUGUAAAUACUUUUAUUAUCCAGGGCUGUCUUAUAUCUAAUUAGUGUGGCAUUUAAAAGAAAAAUGAAAAUUAAGAUCUUGUGGCUUCAGUGGCAUCUGUGUUUUUCUAAAUAAAAUAUCACCAGAACUCAUCAGUUAA